CACCUCCCUGAAAAUAGAGCAAGUUUCACAGCUCUGGGCGGUCAGUCAGUCAAAGCCUCUUACCCUAACCAUGCGGUUUUGUAUCGAAAUUUCCGUGAUUUCCGCCCCCUUCCUGUCAGGACUACGAGUAUCAUGACACAACAUGAACGGAUACCUCACUUUCUGCGUCAUAUUGGGGUGUAUUUUCGUUGUGGUUCUUCAGUUCCUACUCAGCCCCGUUGAAGAUCUAUCUGAGACUGCUCUUACAGCAGAUCAGCCUGGGAAAGCUGACACUCGGCAGCCGAAACGGCGAGUGAAAAGGUACCUAAAUCUACCCGAGGGAGCUUCAGUUCAGCUGGUGUACUGUUUUUUAAUGACGAUACUUGGUUCUAACCAACAACUGACCUUUGGUAUAAGUUUGGGUAUAGCAUAUGAAGUGCCUUCAAAUAUUGGGAAUAUCCUUGCUGGUACCAGAACGCAGCACAGGCGUGACAAACGCUCUCUUUAUCCAAAAAUUGCUGUUUUUAUUGAUAAGCUAGGCUACGACGGAGAAAAUUGUGUUAACCGUUUUCUAUGUGAGACAAGACUGAAGGAAGACAAAAAUUUGACACUGAUAGAAAAAUUGUUUCAAGUAAUCUUUACGUAUCAGAAAGGAGAAGCAUACGAACCCGUUGAUAAAUAUGAUACUGCUCAUUCACAAGAAAAUUGCUCUCAAUAUACGGACGUUUGUCCAAUAACUAUAUUUUUACCAAAGCAACUUUUCGGUUGAGGUCCAUUUCGUGUUCUUUACAGAUAUUACUGCAGGUGAAUUAUUCAAUUGUAAAGCUUACUUUUCAUUUUUGUGGAUGAGAAAUAAUGUAAAUAAAAUUAGUUGAUGUUUUGUCAUUCAAA
Messenger RNA from Bemisia tabaci, 870 nucleotides. RefSeq lists its product as uncharacterized. Lineage: Eukaryota; Metazoa; Arthropoda; Insecta; Hemiptera; Aleyrodidae. The record is from RefSeq and is a predicted model, not a curated record.